This is a messenger RNA of Lolium rigidum, 2637 nucleotides long. RefSeq names its product probable leucine-rich repeat receptor-like protein kinase IMK3. Gene Ontology annotation, molecular function: ATP binding; protein binding; protein kinase activity. Gene Ontology annotation, biological process: protein phosphorylation. Lineage: Eukaryota; Viridiplantae; Streptophyta; Magnoliopsida; Poales; Poaceae. The record is from RefSeq and is a predicted model, not a curated record.
AUGGACGACCGCGAAGGAUGCAGUGUUGAGAUGAAUAGUAUGCGAGGUCCCGAGGCAGAUGUUUGGGCAGUUGUGUUGGAUGGCACGACGGAACAGAGGUUCAGCCGUUGCCUCCCGUACUCCCAUGCAAUCAGUUCCCCCUUCUUCCUUCACUGCCAACACCAUCAGCUCGCACUCGCGCUCUCCCAGUUCUUCUUCCCUCCUCCCCACCUCGAAUCCACAACACUGCAUUCAUCUGAUUGUCAUCUGCUGAACAAAUCGACCAACAUGCCGCCGCCGCCGCCGCUGGCCAGAGCCGCUCGGCGCGCGCCGCUCCUCCUCCUCCUCCUCCUCCUACAUUGCAGCAGCUUCUCCACCCUCCUCUCCACGGCCAGCGCCGCCCACCACGUGCGCGCGGCGGGCGACGGCGUCAUCAUCAGCCAGGCGGACUACCAGGGCCUGCUGGCCAUCAAGCACGACCUCUCCGACCCCUACGGCUUCCUCCGCUCCUGGAACGACACCGGCAUCGGCGCCUGCAGCGGCCACUGGGCCGGCAUCAAGUGCGUCAACGGCAGCGUCGUCGCCAUCACGCUCCCCUGGCGCGGCCUCGGGGGCCGCCUCUCCGACCGCGUCGGCCAGCUCGUCGCCCUCCGCCGCCUCUCCAUCCACGACAACGCCAUCGCCGGCGCCAUCCCGCCCGCCCUCGGCUUCCUCCCGGACCUCCGCGGCCUCUACCUCUUCAACAACCGCUUCUCCGGCGCCGUCCCGCCCGAGCUCGGCCGCUGCCGAGCGCUGCAGUCCUUCGACGCCAGCACCAACCGCCUCACCGGCGUGCUGCCAGCCUCGCUCGCCAACUCCACAAAGCUCAUCCGACUCAACCUCAGCCACAACUCCAUCACCAACAACAUCCCCGCCGAGAUCGUCAGCUCGCCGUCACUCCUCUUCCUCGACCUCUCCUACAACAAGCUCUCCGGCCCCAUCCCCGACGCCUUCGCCGGCACCUCCAAACCCCCCUCCUCCUCCUCGUCCUCUGACAAGCUAGAGGCCGUCACCGGAACCUACCAGCUCCUCUUCCUCAGCCUCGCCCACAACGCGCUCGACGGGCCGGUGCCGGCCUCCCUCGCGGGCCUCACCAAGCUGCAGGACCUCAACCUCGCGGGGAACGCCCUCAACGGCUCCAUCCCCGACGCCCUCGCCACCCUCACCGACCUCAAGGCGCUCGACCUCUCCGGCAACAAGCUCGCCGGCGAGAUCCCGCCCAGCCUCGCCAACCUCACCGCCACGCUCCAGACCUUCAACGUCUCCUACAACAACCUCUCCGGCGCGGUGCCGGCCUCGCUCGCCCAGAAGUUCGGCCCUCCCUCCUUCGCCGGGAACGUGCUGCUCUGCGGCUACUCCGCUUCCUCGCCACCCUGCCCGGCGUCGCCGUCCCCUACAUCACCCGAGCAGGAGCCCACUGGUCCCCGCGGUGGCCGCACCAAGAAGGAGCUGAUACUCAUCAUCGGAGGGAUCGUGGUCGGCGCUCUCAUCCUGCUGUCCCUCUGCUGCCUCCUGCUCUGCUGCUGCCUAAGGAAGAGGAAGCAGUCCAGCCCUCGAGCACGGAGCGGGAAGCAGUCGACGAGCAAGGACGCCGCCGCCGGUGCUGCUGCGGCGGCGGCCGGGCGGGGCGAGAAGCCGGGGUCCUCCGAGGCGGAGUCCGGCGGCGGCGACGUCGGCGGCAAGCUCGUGCACUUCGACGGGCCGCUCGCCUUCACGGCCGACGACCUGCUCUGCGCCACCGCGGAGAUCAUGGGGAAGAGCACCUACGGGACCGUCUACAAGGCCACGCUCGAGGACGGCAGCCUCGUGGCCGUCAAGCGGCUCAGGGAGAAGAUCACCAAGGGCCACAAGGACUUCGAGGCCGAGGCGGCGGCGCUCGGCAAGAUCCGACACCCCAACCUGCUGCCGCUCAGGGCCUACUACCUCGGCCCCAAGGGGGAGAAGCUGCUCGUCUUCGACUACAUGCCCAAUGGCAGCCUCUCCACCUUAUUGCACGCUCGCGCGCCCAACACGCCCGUGGAGUGGCCGGCACGGAUGACGGUCGCCAAGGGCACGGCGCGCGGCCUCGCCUACCUCCACGACGACGCCAGCAUCGUCCACGGCAACCUCACCGCCAGCAACGUCCUCCUCGACGACGGCUCCAGCCCCAAGAUCGCCGACAUCGGGCUGUCCCGCCUCAUGACGGCCGCCGCCAACUCCAACGUGCUCGCCGCCGCGGGCGCCCUGGGAUACCGCGCGCCGGAGCUGUCCAAGCUCAAGAAGGCCAGCGCCAAGACCGACGUGUACAGCCUCGGCGUCAUCAUCCUCGAGCUCCUCACCGGCAGGUCGCCCGCCGACACCACCAACGGCAUGGACUUGCCACAGUGGGUGGCUUCCAUUGUGAAGGAGGAGUGGACGAGCGAGGUGUUCGACGUCGAGCUGAUGCGGGAUGCCGCCACUGGCCCUGACGGGGACGAGCUCAUGGACACGCUCAAGCUCGCUCUGCAGUGCGUCGACCCGUCGCCGUCGGCCCGGCCCGAUGCACGGGAGGUGCUGCGGCAGCUUGAGCAGAUCCGGCCUGGACCGGAAGGACCCAGUGAGGAAGCUCACAUGGCUCUUGGUCCUGCAACCAGUGAGUAG